Molecule: messenger RNA, 876 nt
Organism: Brassicogethes aeneus
Lineage: Eukaryota; Metazoa; Arthropoda; Insecta; Coleoptera; Nitidulidae
Source: the annotation of a GenBank genome assembly
AUUGUCCGACCGAUAUCGGCAUUUUUAAUUGUCGACGUUCAAAACGACUUCAUCAGCGGAACAUUGAACAUUAGCAAUUGUUCGGCGCAGCAAAACGGAUUGGACGUGAUCGAGCCAAUCAACCAUUUAUUGGACACAGUGCAAUUCGACGCCGCUUUCUACUCGCUGGACUGGCACCCCAGCAACCACGUGUCUUUCAUCGAAAAUAUCGCCGAAAGGGAGAUACACACGUCUAGCCAGGUGACAGCCGAUACGGCGCAAACCUACGACACGGUCAUUUUUGCCGGAAAUCCGCCACAGAAACAAAGACUUUGGCCCAGGCAUUGCGUGCAAGACACAUGGGGCUCGGAACUACACAAAGACUUAAAAGUACUGGAUAGUGCUAUAAAAGUGUAUAAAGGCACAAAUCCUGACGUUGAUUCCUAUUCUGUGUUUUGGGACAAUAAAAAAAUGACAGAUACAACUCUAUGCGCUCAAUUGCGAAUGAAAAAUGCUACUGACAUUUAUAUCUGCGGCCUUGCUUACGACGUAUGCGUUGGUGCCACUGCUGUGGAUGCUUUGGCAAUAGGCUAUAGGACAAUACUGCUAGACGAUUGUAGCAGAGGUGUUGAUUUGCUCGACAUAGAGAAAACAAAAAACACCGUCAUUAAAAAUAAUGGCGUUAUAGUAAACUCAAAUCAAGUGAAAGCGAUGGUUGAAGGCAGAGACAGAAGACCCGAACUGGGCUACAAAUUGGCGAUGGAGUUAAAAAUGAGCAGGAAUAAUAUGGUUGAAUAAAUAUUUAGUACGACGUAGCACUUGUUAUUAAUGCUGAAACAAUUAUAAAUAAAAACAUGUUAUGAUAGUUUUAUAAAUGUUACAAUUUUAAUGAAUAUA